This is a messenger RNA of Aspergillus japonicus CBS 114.51, 1470 nucleotides long. RefSeq names its product CCCH zinc finger protein. Gene Ontology annotation, molecular function: metal ion binding. The record is from RefSeq and is a predicted model, not a curated record. The transcript is spliced from 5 exons. Gene Ontology annotation, cellular component: nucleus. The coding region runs from base 1 to 1470 and encodes 489 amino acids. NCBI's taxonomy places the organism in Eukaryota, Fungi, Ascomycota, Eurotiomycetes, Eurotiales, Aspergillaceae.
AUGACAGAAGAUCAAGAUCUCAUGGCUAAGAUUAGCCAGCUUGCUGGCCAGAUCAACCGACACAAAAACCAACACACGGAGUCCCCUUACACCAGCGAAAUUCCCGCCGGCCAAUAUGCAUCACGGCAUGUGCCAUCGCGGGGACGAGGCUGGGCGCCGUAUCGCGGCCGACAAUACCACCCCCGCGGCGGCCGCCCUGUCGCUGCCCCCCACCGCCACCGCACGCUCAUCCUCAACAACACCACCACGGCUUCGGGAACCCCCGGCUCGACGCCUUCUGCGGGAGUCGGGACGGAUACUGAAGGGGAAGCCAGCGGCACCAACAACAACAACAACAAAUGGGUGGCAAAGCGCGACCGGCAUAUGCAGUUGAUCAACUCGGCCAUUUACGACAAGGAGGCUCAGUCGCGCGCCAAGGCGAUGGAGGCGAGCCGCAAGGCAAAGUCGCAGAAGAAGGCCCAGAUCGAGCAGGCCAGAGUGCUACGGUAUGCGCAGGGCCAUGGUCGGAUGUAUCAACCGUCGGGGUUCGGCGCCCCGCCGCAGGUUGCUACUACUGCUACCGCCGUUGCCGCGGGUGAGCCGGGUGCUGAAUACCAAGUUCUGGUCAACGAGGUGCCCUUCCGAGUUGCGCGCGGCGGAAGUAAAUUGAUCAGAGUGUCUGAUGAUCCGAAUACGGCCAACAACACGCCCAAGAGAGUCACGAUCGCCGGGGUGGUCUUUGUGCGCAGCAAGAAUGGUAACCUGCAUCGGCUGGGUGCCGUUACGUCGAAAAGAAAGCCGAUGGCGGUUAAAAAGAAGGACGCUCUAUGCCAGCGAUUUACUACGACGGGUACCGACACUUUCCCCACGAUAGGCUUUCGGUCGCCUAUUAUCCCUUUGACCCCUUCCUUUUACCGCAGUUGCUACAAAGGACCUUUGUGUCCCUACACGCACGAUCCCCACAAAGUCGCCAUUUGCAAGGAUUUCCUCCAGACUGGUAAAUGCAGCUCAGGUAUGAGUUGUGAUCUCUCCCAUGAGCCUUCGCCCCAUCGAUCCCCUGCAUGUGUGCAUUUUCUUCGCGGGCGCUGCGCGAACCCCGAGUGUCGCUACGCCCAUGUUCGGGUGACACCUGGCGCUCCUGUGUGCAGAGACUUUGCCAUCCUAGGGUACUGCGAGAAAGGCGCCGCGUGCGACCAACGACACGUGCACGAGUGUCCCGACUACGCCAACACGGGCGUGUGCCACAAGAAAAACUGCCGCUUGCCCCAUGUCGACCGCGCCGGGCAGAUCAGGAAGAAUGCCGCCACCAAGACUGAGGGCGACGAUGACGACGAGGAGUCGGACGCCUCCAGCGAUGACGAAGAAUACGACGCAAUCGACUCGGAUGACGUCGACUCGGACGAUCUGGACGAUGAUGAGCCGGAGCUCAUCGCUGCCGCCGGGGAUGACAUCGGUGACCUCGCGCGGCAGCAGGACUUUGUCCCCCUCUAA